Molecule: messenger RNA, 1650 nt
Organism: Peronospora matthiolae
Lineage: Eukaryota; Oomycota; Peronosporomycetes; Peronosporales; Peronosporaceae
Source: the annotation of a GenBank genome assembly
AUGUUGCGCGCCACCGCUCCCUUGCGUGCGUCUUUCGCUCUGGCUUCGCGUCGCGGUUUACUCGUGACGCGUGCCAUGUCGUCCCUCCCUUCUUUCGCCACUGUGGACCCGAACUGCAGUGGAGCGAGCCCUGCCGUUGGUUUUAACUUGGUGAACGGCCAAUGGACGCAAACAGCCAAGACCGAAACGAUCCUGGACCCGCUGAAUGGCGAAGCUUUUAUGACCAUGCCGCUCACGCAGAAAGACGAGCUGGCGCCGUUUAUCCAGAGCAUGACGAGCUGUCCCAAGCACGGGCUGCACAACCCUUUGAAGAACGUCGAGCGCUACAUUCUGUACGGUCAAGUCUGUGCCAAGGCAGGCGCCAUGUUCCGGGAAGAGAAAGUGGCUGACUACUUUGCGAAGCUUGUGCAGCGCACGUCACCCAAGAGUUACUACCAGGCGCGGAAUGAAGUCCGCGUGACGGGCAAAUUUCUCGAGAACUUUUCGGGAGACCAAGUGCGCUUCCUCGCGCGCUCGUUUGGUGUACCAGGCGACCAUAAGGGACAGGCGAGCCACGGCUACCGUUGGCCGUACGGUCCCGUGGCGCUGAUUACGCCAUUUAACUUUCCCAUUGAGAUCCCACUGUUGCAGAUGAUGGGGGCCUUGUUCAUGGGCAACAAGGUGUUGUUGAAGGUGGAUUCCAAGGUGUCGAUCGUCAUGCAAGAGACGUUGCGUCUAUUGCACGAGUGUGGCAUGCCCAUGACCGAUGUGGAUUUUGUCCACUCGGACGGCGGUGUAAUGAACGAGCUGCUGCUGAAGAUCAAGCCACGCAACACGCUGUUCACUGGAUCACAAACUGUUGCGGAAAAGCUUGCAAAGGACCUAAACGGUCGUAUUAAGCUGGAAGAUGCAGGUUUUGACUGGAAGGUGCUUGGCCCCGAUGUUAGCAACUUUGAUUACGUCGCCUGGACUUCUGAUCAGGACGCUUAUGCUUGCUCUGGACAGAAGUGCUCGGCUCAGUCCGCUUUGUUCAUGCACAAGAACUGGGUAAAGGCUGGUUUGGAAAAGAAGCUUGCUGAACUCGCAUCACGACGGAAGUUAUCUGAUCUGACGAUUGGGCCUGUGCUGACGGUCACCACAAAGCGUAUGCUUGAGCACGCUGAUUCUCUGUUGAAGAUUCCAGGUGCGCGUGUCGCGUUCGGAGCUGAAGAGCUUGAGAACCACACGAUCCCGGAACAGUAUGGCGCGGUCAAGCCCACUGCUAUCUUUGUCCCGCUCAAGGAGUUUGUCAAGCCGGAGAAUUUCGAGCUUGUGACGACGGAGAUUUUCGGUCCUUUCCAGAUAUUGACUGAGUACGAUGACAACGAGUUGCCCCUUGUUCUGGAUGCUCUGGAACGUAUGGAAGCUCAUUUGACUGCUGCUGUGGUCUCGAACGACCUGGAGUUUACCCACGAAGUACUUGCAGCUACGGUGAACGGUACGACGUACAGCGGCAUUCGUGCUAGGACAACGGGUGCGCCUCAGAAUCACUGGUUCGGCCCUGCAGGUGACCCAUGUGCAGGUGGAAUCGGUACGCCAGAGGCCAUUAAGAUGGUGUGGUCUUGCCACCGCGAGAUCAUCAAUGAUGUCGGUCCUGUGCCCGCAGACUGGGCGAUUCCUGAGGCCACGUAA